UGUUACUCUUUAAUAAAAUAGUCAAUACAACAUUCAUAUAGAUUCACAUUGUCACAUCAGGCCCUGUCAGAGACAAAUUAGAUUAAUGAAUAGAAGUGUAACUCUUAGUGUCCCAGCAGUAGAUGUGUGCUCAGGGACCUCCCCAUCAUUUGUUACGCCCCUGCUCUGCGUCCUUAGCAACCAGCCCGACAGAGGUGAUGAUCUUUUGUUUUCAGCCGCUGCACGUUUUCUUGUGACAUUCAUCACCGACAUAAACCGACAUAAACCGACAUAAACCGGGCCCCGUUUCCUGCGUCUCAUCGUUAAAUCACUUCCGCUGCUGCCGCUGCGCCGCACCGCGUCAUCGGUCAUCGGUCAUCGGUAAUGGCGGACAAGGAGAAGCGCCGGUCCGGGACCACUCCUACUCCUCCGGGGAUGCCCGAGAGCAAAGCCACCAAGUCGGACAGCGACAGGGAGUUUCUGUCGCAGGUCGGGGUGGGUGAGCUUCUCCGCGGCGCUAUCCUGAAGAUGAUCGAGGCCAGAUCGGACGAUCCCAUCGGGUUCCUGGCGGAUCACUUCUGUCACCUCGCCUCCGUGACGGAGACCGGCACAGCUGGAUGCAGCGACGGGGAUCAGCUGAACAACGGCCCGCUGAGCGCAGGGGCGCAGGAGCAGCAGCACCUCAACCGGGCGCUGUGGCACCUGCGGCUGGCGCAUCACUCCCAGAGAUCUGCCUUCAGCAACAACGUCCGUGUGGCCUACGACCUUUUGAACCUUACCGGGCCCCGUCGACGUCAAGGUGAGGUUUCUGAAGGCCCCGAUGGCUCCUGCAUCGACACCCCGACAGGAGGAGGAGGAGUGAGAGGGGGCCUGUACACACAGACUCUGCAGUGCCUGUGCAGUGAGGGUGGAGUCCCUGCCUCCACCUCUGCCCCUCUCCUACAACGCCUCCAUUGCCAAGACCACGAGGCCGUCCCCCAUGAUGUCUUCCGCCACGGCGUGCUCACGUGUGCGGUUUUCUCGGACUACAUCCGGCAGGCUCAGAGGCUUUACGCUGAAGUGUGCUGCCCGGACGAGGGGCCUGCCUCGCGGGCACUGUGCCUGGCUGUACUGGGGACCUUGAAGGAAGCCUUGGAGACAUCUCAAGGCUGUGAUGCAAACUGCUGUGCUAAUGCUAAUAAUCCUAAAGCUAAUUCUUGUCUGGAGGCUAGUGCAAAGGGUAUACGCUACCUGGAGGCCAGUGCCAAGAUCUCUCCAUAUAAGCUAGCUCAGGCCAUAGCUGGAGCACAGACACGGGGCCCGGGCGGUGAUAUGGAUGCAAAGGAGUUUGAGAACGCAGCAGCAGAGCUCUUUAUCACUCGGGUCAAAGUUGUGUCCUAGGUCUCUUGUAUGUCUCAUAAUUUAGAGCGUGUACCUUCUCUAACCUCUAACCUACUGUUGCCUAAAGCUACUAAACACCUAAAACACAGACACACACUUUUUUUGGAAGAUUAACAUAUUGCUUGAUGUCUGUCAUCUGCAGCGAGCAGCCACUGUGCAUUAUGAAGGACAAUCAGUUCCCUUCAUGGACUAAAUGUAUUCCUUGAGAUCUGUGUUGACCUUGUCUGUUUCCAUUAUUGUUUAGUCUUUGCCAUGAAAUGCACACAGAUUAGAAAGUAACAUCUAAUGCACCCCAAACAACAACAGUCCUGUAAUGAACACUCCUUUCUUUGACAUAAAGAUACAAGAUAAAAAGUUCUGUUUAAGUGUUUACGUGAUUUCCCUAAACCCAAACAGGUUAAGCAUAUUUUAAACUGACCUUUCACGUGUUAUUCUUCCACUGAACCUGAAUUAAUUGUUCACUGUGGUUGGAUUCAAGGAUAAAAAUCAGUUACAGAUAUAAAUGAAGUGUAGGCAGUAUGAAUCUUUAAUAUAAGGGUGAGAACUUAUUGCAUUUUUGUUGGAUGAG
Molecule: messenger RNA, 1927 nt
Organism: Larimichthys crocea (large yellow croaker)
Lineage: Eukaryota; Metazoa; Chordata; Actinopteri; Sciaenidae
Gene: tpgs1
Product: tubulin polyglutamylase complex subunit 1
Exons: 2
Coding region: 364-1359 (331 amino acids)
Biological process (GO): protein polyglutamylation
Molecular function (GO): microtubule binding
Source: RefSeq, a predicted model, not a curated record